UCUGCUCAGUAAGCAGGUGGCAGUGCAGCAGCUGCUCCGCCUCCAGUGUCUCCUGGUUUCUUGGGGAUGGAAGGCGAAACAGACAGUCCAGGUCCAGCUUCCUGAAGCUCCAGGCCAUCCAGCUCUUCUGUGGGGAGCAGCCCGGGAACCGUCAUGGCGCAAGGGUUGGAGGUGGCCCUCAUAGACCUCCAGAGCUCCUGGAACAAUGUGCGGCACCACACUGAGGAGAUCAGCUCUGAGCGCCUCCUUGUUCGCCGGGGCCAGGCCUUCAACAUCACUCUGUACUUCAGAAACCGGGGCUUCCAGCCAGCCCUAGACAACCUCAUCUUCGUGGUGGAGACUGGACCGCUGCCAGACCUGGCCAAGGGGACCCGAGCCAUAUUCAGCCUGGCAAGUCGCCAUGGGCCCAGCCCCUGGAUAGCCUCGCUGGAAACCAACGGGGCAGCCUCCCUGGAGGUGAGCCUGUGUGCCCCUCCCACGGCAGCUGUCGGUCGAUACCUCUUGAAGGUUCACCUCAAUUCCUUCCAGGGGUCUGUCAUGGCCUACCAGCUUGGGGAGUUCAUUCUGCUCUUCAAUCCCUGGUGCCCAGAGGACGCUGUCUACCUGGACAGUGAGCCCCAGAGGCAGGAGUAUGUCGUGAAUGAUUACGGCUUCAUCUACCAAGGGAACAAGAACUGGAUCCGCCCAUGCCCCUGGAACUACGGACAGUUUGAAGAGAAUAUCAUAGACAUCUGCCUGGAGCUGCUAGACAAGAGCCUGCACUUCCAGAUCGACCCAGCCAUAGACUGUGCCCUGCGGGGAAGCCCCGUCUACCUCAGCAGAGUGGUGUGCGCCAUGAUCAAUAGCAACGAUGACAAUGGGGUGCUCAAUGGAAACUGGAGUGAGAAUUACUUUGAUGGCAUCAACCCUGCAGAGUGGACUGGCAGCGUGGCCAUCUUGAAACAGUGGCAUGCCACAGGCUGCCAGCCCGUGCGCUACGGGCAGUGCUGGGUCUUUGCCGCUGUCAUGUGCACAGUGAUGCGGUGCCUGGGGAUCCCCACCCGUGUGAUCACCAACUUUGACUCUGGCCACGACACGGAUGGAAACUUGAUCAUAGAUGAGUAUUACGACAACACAGGCAGGAUUUUGGAGAAUAAGAAGAAGGACACUGUCUGGAAUUUCCAUGUCUGGAAUGAGUGCUGGAUGGCCCGAAAGGACAUCCCUCCCGGAUACGGAGGCUGGCAGGUGCUGGAUGCCACACCCCAGGAGACGAGCAACGGCCUCUACUGCUGCGGCCCCGCCUCGGUCAGAGCCAUCAAAGAGGGGGAGGUGGACCUGAACUACGACACGGCCUUUGCCUUUUCCAUGGUGAAUGCUGACUGCAUGUCUUGGCUUGUCUACGGAGGGAAGGAGCAGAAACUUCACCAGGACACAAAUUCUGUUGGCAAUUUUAUCAGCACCAAGAGCAUCCAGAGUGAUGAGCGGGAUGACAUUACCGAGAACUACAAGUACCCAGAAGGCUCCCCACAGGAGAGGGAGGUGUUUCUGAAGGCUCUUCUGAAGCUGAAGGCUGGAAGGUCCCCAGGCUCCCACCGAGCGGCCUCACAACCUUCCAGGCCCAGGUCCCUGAGCGGGGAUGGUCCUCGGAGCCUGGAUACACCUUCCCUUCGGCCUAGUGAUGUUGUCCAGGUCUCCAUGAAAUUCCAGCUGCUCGACCCACCCAACAUGGGCCAGGACAUAAGGUUUGUCCUGCUGACCCUCAACAUGUCACUCCAGUUCAAGGACCUCAAAGUGAACUUGAGUGCUCAGUCUCUGCUGCAUGAUGGCAGCCCCCUGCCCCCGUUCUGGCAGGACACAGCCUUCAUCACACUCUCUCCUGAAGAAGCAAAGACCUAUCCCUGCAAAAUCCCCUAUUCCCAGUACAGCCAGUACCUGUCAACAGACAAGCUGAUCCGCAUCAGUGCCCUGGGCGAAGAGAAGAGCAGUCCUGAGAAGAUCCUGGUGAACAAGAUCAUCACCUUAGCCUAUCCAGGCAUCAUGAUUAAUGUUCUAGGAGAAGCCGUUGUGAACCAGCCGCUCUCCAUACAGGUGAUAUUUUCAAAUCCACUCUUGGAGCCGGUUGCAGACUGUGAGCUGACUGUGGAAGGAAGCGGUCUUUUCAAGAAACAACAAAGAGUCCUCAUUGGAGUUCUCAAACCACAACACAGAGCCAGCAUCACUCUGGAGACUGUCCCCUUCAAGAGUGGCCAAAGGCAGAUCCAAGCCAAUCUGAGGAGCAACAAGUUUAAGGACAUCAAGGGUUACAGGAACAUCUAUGUAGACUCCAGGUUAUAAAUUCUGGGACUAGGAGCUGGACGCAUAGAUUUUAAGCUUAAGGAAAAGGAGCAAGUUCGAAUGCAAACUAUGCCAUUCUCCACUACAACAGAGGCUUUGCAGGGCUCCAGUGUGAGCAGAAGAGGAGAUGCCGGCAAUGGAUGGUCUCCGGGCCAUUUGCACGACUCCACAGGACUCUGUUGAGGUCCCAGUGAUUCCAUGGUGUCCCAUCCAGAAGUGUGACAUGACACUGAGGUCUAAGAACACUGGAUGGACUUGGCCAAGACUUACUGCCCCCUGAUGUCAAAAAAAGAAGACUGGCUGAUCAGCUCACUGUCAUUUUGUCAUUGCAAUGGCUAAUACCCUAGUACCAAUAAACUUCAAUCCUUGUUCUCA
Molecule: messenger RNA, 2688 nt
Organism: Equus quagga
Lineage: Eukaryota; Metazoa; Chordata; Mammalia; Perissodactyla; Equidae
Gene: TGM5
Product: transglutaminase 5
Exons: 13
Coding region: 154-2313 (719 amino acids)
Biological process (GO): peptide cross-linking
Molecular function (GO): protein-glutamine gamma-glutamyltransferase activity
Source: RefSeq, a predicted model, not a curated record